Oryza brachyantha (malo sina) is the source of this 1119-nucleotide messenger RNA. RefSeq lists its product as uncharacterized. NCBI's taxonomy places the organism in Eukaryota, Viridiplantae, Streptophyta, Magnoliopsida, Poales, Poaceae. The record is from RefSeq and is a predicted model, not a curated record. The transcript has 3 exons. Bases 138 to 695 code for a protein of 185 amino acids.
CGCUCGAGCAGUUGCUCUCCCACCCCAAUCACUGUGUCAUGUCCACCCCUCGCGAGCCUCGGCGCGGCUAACCGUGAGCCUCUGCUGCUGCUGCGAGAGAGAGAGGAAAAAUCUUGCGAGAGCGCGGGGAGCGAUCGAUGGGGAACUGCCAGGCGGCGGAGGCGGCGACGGUGGUGAUCCAGCACCCGGGCGGGCGGGUGGAGCGGCUCUGCUUCUCGACCAGCGCCGCGGAGGUGAUGCGCGCCAACCCGGGCCACUACGUCGCGCUCGUCACGCUGCGGGUCGCGGAGGAGCGCCACGACGCCGAGGGCGGGGCGCGCCGCACCGUGCGGCUCACGCGCGUCAAGCUGCUCAAGCCCAAGGAGACCCUCCUCCUCGGCCACGCCUACCGCCUCAUCACUACCCACGAGGUGACCAAGGCGGUGCAGGCGAGGAAGGAGGAGAAGCUGAGGAAGGCGCAGCAGCAACUGCUGGAGUCGAGGCAGAAGCUGCAGAGCAAGGCACGCACAGCGCCAGCGACGGAGGCGGAGGCGGAGGACAACGAGAACAACAACUUCGACGACGAGGCGGCGUUGGACGCGAGUCUUGAUCAGUUGGCGCGUCAGGACAGAGACGGCAGCAACCGGAGCUCCAGCGCGCGGCACCGGCAGUGGCGGCCUUCGCUGCACAGCAUCGACGAGUCGGGCGGGAGCUGAUGCUCUGUCAACGUGUCAAGCACACAUAACACGACCACAAAAAUGGUUAAUAGUCGGAGAGGUGAAUCUGUAUUUUCGGUGUUCACCCGGCCUUAAUUAGCUUUGCAAAAAGGUUGGCGCGCUUGCACACUGUGAAGUUGAGUUUGACACAUCAGGAUGACAGGAGCUGCUCGGGGAACUCUAGCCUUGAAUCCGUGUAAAUUUUCAGGCUUUGAUGGGGGCCUUGUUAGUGAGAUUGCUUGUUUUCUUGGUACAUUUGCACCUCGAAUCAGAAUUCUGAACAUUGUUGAGACGCUCUGUACUUGGUGCUCUCCUGCAAAAGGGAGAGUCAAUCGAGCCGCACCUCAUGAUCAUAGCUUUUUGAGGAUGCUAAUGUAUUUAUACAAGUAUCAUUCUUGAUGCCAAAUUCACAAUCAUAAGCUCU